Neohortaea acidophila is the source of this 1464-nucleotide messenger RNA. RefSeq names its product acyl-CoA dehydrogenase family member 10. Lineage: Eukaryota; Fungi; Ascomycota; Dothideomycetes; Mycosphaerellales; Teratosphaeriaceae. Gene Ontology annotation, molecular function: oxidoreductase activity, acting on the CH-CH group of donors; flavin adenine dinucleotide binding. The record is from RefSeq and is a predicted model, not a curated record. Bases 61 to 1446 code for a protein of 461 amino acids. The transcript has a single exon.
AAAGCUAAACGCGACCUCACAUCCCAUACCGCUGUAUCUCUCGGCCAUCUAUAAUUCCUCAUGUCAUCUUCCGCCAUAGAAGCAAUCGACCGCGAGCACCCUGCUCUCUCGCGCCUGCCGCCUUGGACGCUGGAGAAGCUCUCGCCCAAUGCCGUCCGCCUGAUCAAACAAGUCCACCACUUCGUUGAGACGGAAUGCAUUCCUGCGGAACCCAUCUUCAAAGCGCAGCUGGAGCAGUAUGGGCGAUGGAAGUCGCCGCCGCUCAUUCGCGAGUUACGUGGCAAGGCCAAAGAAGCCGGCCUGUUUAAUCUCUUCCUUCCGAAGACGUUCGGCCAUCUGAGCCCUGGCCUCACGAAUCUGGAGUAUAGCUGUUGCGCCGAGAUUAUGGGCCGCUGCUACUGGGCGGCGCAGACGAUGAAUUGCCACGCGCCGGAUACGGGUAACAUGGAGCUGCUCGCCAAGUACUGCAAUGAGGAGCAAAAGGAGAAAUGGCUUAUGCCUCUCCUGCGCGGCGAGACGUACAGUGCGUAUAGUAUGACCGAGCCCGACAAAGCGACCUCCGAUGCUACCAACAUUGCUUGCCGUAUCACGCGCGAUCCCAACGAUCCCGAGACGCUGAUUAUCAACGGAAGAAAGUUGUACGGCAACUGCAAAUGGAAUGACGAAUUGGGAUUCUACAUCCUCAUGGCUUGCAGCGAUCCAGACAACCCCGAUCCGUGGAAGCGACACAGCACAGUCAUCGUACCAAAAGACACCCCAGGCUUCCGCAUGAUUCGCAAUCUGACUAUCAUGGGGUACGAUCACGCCCCCGACGGACACGGAGAAUACAUCUACGAAAACGCCCGGGUUCCGGCGAAGAACAUCAUCCUGGGAGAAGGACGGGCGUUUGAGAUUGCGCAGGGCAGGCUGGGUCCCGGGCGAAUCCAUCAUUGUAUGCGAUUGAUUGGUCAGACGGAGAGAGCGUACGAGUUGGCUUUGAUCCGCGCCACCGAUCCCCGAAAGAAGCCAAGAGGCAAGUUGAUCGGCGAGUUCGACUCCAACAUUGAAAGGCUGGCCAAUAUGCGUCUACGUCUCGAUAGUCUGCGGCUGGUUGUGCUGAACGCUGCGCAUACCAUGGAUGUGUACGGGAACAAAGCUGGGCGGUACGCCAUUGCACAAAGCAAAAUUCUCGUUCCGGAGAUGGCGGUGAAGAUUAUCGAUGAAUGUAUGCAGAUGUAUGGCGGCCAGGGUCUGACGCAGCAUAGCCCGCUGCCGGAGAUGUGGACGUAUGCGAGGUUUGUGAGAAUCGCUGAUGGACCGGAUGCUGCACAUCGACAUCAAGUGGGUCGUGAUGAGCUCAAGACGGCAUCUCGCAUCAAGAAGCGGCAUGAUGAGUACCGCAAGACAUGUGACGAGUUGUGUCAAAAGUGGAAGGUGAAGAUUGAUACUCGUGAUAGUCAUCUAUGAUGUGCGUAAGAUGCACGU